AGAAAAUAGUAGGAGGAGUAUCAAAUAAAAAAUAGGGGCAGUAACCCGACUCUCUGUUCCGAGCCUUUCCUCCCGCCCCCGAUCCAGAUCCAGCUACCUUCUGCCGCGGCUGAGGAGCGACUCUCCCUCUCUCCUCUUCCUCUCGUUCCCUCUUGCCGGUAAGGAGUGGAGAUCCGCGCCCAUCUUCUAUUGAUUAGGAUACGGGUGGAAUAGGGAACGGCGAUACACCAUGGCGGAUUUCUCCAAGGAAUCUUGCCCUUCUGUGAAGAACAUUUUGCUUCUGGAUUCUGAAGGAAAGCGUGUUGCUGUAAAGUAUUUCUCAGAUGAUUGGCCGACUAAUGCAUCAAAGUUAGCCUAUGAAAAAUCUGUUUUUACUAAAACUCUGAAGACCAAUGCACGGGCAGAAGCUGAGAUAACAUUGUUUGAUGGUUAUAUUGUCGUCUACAAGUUUGUACAUGAUCUUCACUUUUUUGUCACCGCUGGAGAUGAUGAGAAUGAACUAAUCUUAGCAAGUGUACUACAUGGUUUUUCUGAUUCUGUUGGUCUUCUACUAAGGGGUGAUGUUGAGAAGCGGACUGCGCUUGAGAACUUGGAUUUAAUACUUCUCUGCAUUGAUGAAAUCGUAGAUGGGGGAAUCAUCCUGGAAACAGAUGCAAAUACCAUUGCUGGGAAGGUCGCAACCAAUGCUGUUGAUGGUUCUGUGCCCUUUUCUGAGCAGACGAUAUCUCAGGCGCUAGCCACAGCUAGGGAGCACCUUGCAAGAUCUCUACUGAAAUGAACAAUCAGCAAUACUUGAUGACGUAUUAUAUGACCUAUAUGUGUGUUAAAGGUUGGGCUACUGAAUGUUGAGGGCCUGUGUAGUCGUUAUUCAUAGUGUAAAGUGCUGCCUUGACAGUAGCCUAGUUGUACCGAGAGUUGGUCGCAUGCAAUGCUCUAUGAUUUAAUUUUUUUGAACCAGUGAUUUUGUAGCUGUCAUAUUUCAGAUAAAACAUAAAUAAAGAGUUGUAAUUGGGUGUAAUAUAAUUUUCAUUAUACACAAAAAAAAUCAUCUCAACUAUCAAACCAUGGAAAAAGGUUCAGCAUUAUCUA
Sorghum bicolor (sorghum) is the source of this 1089-nucleotide messenger RNA. Its product is annotated as coatomer subunit zeta-2. Gene Ontology annotation, cellular component: COPI vesicle coat. The transcript is spliced from 7 exons. NCBI's taxonomy places the organism in Eukaryota, Viridiplantae, Streptophyta, Magnoliopsida, Poales, Poaceae. Gene Ontology annotation, biological process: intracellular protein transport; intra-Golgi vesicle-mediated transport; retrograde vesicle-mediated transport, Golgi to endoplasmic reticulum. The record is from RefSeq and is a predicted model, not a curated record. Bases 230 to 778 code for a protein of 182 amino acids.